AUGAAUGUUGCGUCGACUUUGGAGUUUCAGACCAGUGCGUCCAAAGAUUUUCGGGUAGGAAGAAGUUAUGACUUUAAUUCCAGACUGGGAUUCCCCGAUUUCUUUGAUGUUCUUCACCAAGUUCUUGCCAGGCCUUUUUAUUACAUGAAAAGGCCAAACAAUUGGUUGUAUUGAAGCAUCGACAAUGGCCACCUGAAAGUAAAGUAAGUUGGGUAUUUUUGAACAUGCAUGCAGCUCAUUCCCAAAAGUUAAUAUCUGUAGGAUUGAGUUGUGAAGCGUUAUUUCUUGAACUUUCUGGAUUUUUCAGUUUAGAAACAACUAGCCAUUGAAAUCAUAGGUGGAAGAGCAUCUCGAUGCUGCAAGAUAUAGAACUUCUGCUGUUAUAGAUAAACAAACAUAAAAAUAAUUAAAAAUACAUGUUCGCUUGAUCAGUGUAAUUUGAAUUGGCGGCCCAGUAUGCCAAGAAAGGGUUACCACGUGAUGAUGGCGGUCUUGCAUAAGAGACUCUUAUAUUUCCUUCAGUAUAUAACAUCCGUUUAACACGAGGGGAAUGAUCAUGAGCUCACAUAUGAAAGGACGAUAAACUCGCACAGAUUUCUAAAAAUCACCGCAAGAUGCGAUUUAACCAUCGACUUGUUUCGAUUAGCUACCACUUGUUAUACCAUACCAGUUCAUACGCUUGCUCGGUGGGAUUCGAACCCACACAGUAAGGGGAAGUCUUUAGUACAGCCAACGCUCUAGUCACUUGAGUUACGAGGCCCCGCCGGACGACGCGAGUUUAAUCACAUUUGGGUCAAUCCGUUUUACUUGGCUGCAUGCAAAUUUUAUAUCCUAGAAAGUGGAGAAAGGGGCAAGGCAUAUUGGGAUGGCUAAGGCCACCAAAAUCAAGUCCUUGCGCAGACAGGCAUCUAUCGUCUUGUAAGGGCUCUUUGGAAGCGUCUUGGCCAGAGCUUUGUAGACUCGUCUAGGGUGUCAGCGGUUCGUCCUACUACCGCAUUCUCUGCUAUGGUGCACCACUUUUCUGUUCGUAACAUGCGCAAUUCGCUUUUCAAACACUAGUAUAUGCCUCUGAAUACUGACCGUCAUUCAGCCAUGUCAGUUUUCGAGUUGAGCGGUAUCUGGACCAAAACAGUGACUUCAAAAUUUAAUUUUAUGGCCAGUGACAUGAGCCCUGACUACAGCGCAGGUAAGGACUUAAACUCCGUCAAUUUAUUAAAAAUGCUGAAAUUUCGAAAGCCCCUUAAACGUUUCCGUCUGCUUAUAGAAUCCAAAGUCUGGUUCAUACCUCUUAAGAUAACCUAUUACAAGGCUGUCGCUUCUGUUGGGGUUUAGGAUUCUCUUACCUGCGAACUCAGUCCUAUAGCUACUGUGUUCAGUUUUUAGCAUUUGAACGAAUAAUCUCUUUUGUAUUGGCUUCAGUUCAACUCCCAAAGUCCUCUUCACUCGGUGGUCGGCGAAAUUCAACCCAAGCAGCUUUCGUGCUGUCAGAGCCAAAGUCCACAUCGGCCGCCUAUUUUCUAA
Messenger RNA from Spirometra erinaceieuropaei, 1521 nucleotides. NCBI's taxonomy places the organism in Eukaryota, Metazoa, Platyhelminthes, Cestoda, Diphyllobothriidea, Diphyllobothriidae. The record is from the annotation of a GenBank genome assembly.